UUAUGUAAAAACGAGUUAACAAUUCAACUAAAGAAAUACAAGAUUACCCAUAAGCGUAGGUGUGGAAAACAAACAUGGCGGUAUAAAAACAUAUGGUUCAUACAAAUAAUGUUUGACGCCCGAGUUUUGAACCCGAAAAUGAAACUGUACACAACUUAGUAUCGAGACUAGAUGCGAAUUGUCGAAGAAAUGACGCUUUUAAAACUAUCGCCAAAGACAAUCGUCUUGAUCCUAGCGGUCUUGUUGAGCCUGAUGGCCUCAUGCAGCUCGCCGGUGCUGUCGCUGACAACCGGUUACGGCACGGACGAAAACCCGAAUACGGCCAACCGGUACUUGAAAUGCACUUAUCUGUUUGCUGGACUUACGUACCUGCGAUUAACGAGACUCAUUCUGGAAGACCCGAACGUUCCUCUCAGAAUCCCAAUCGGUCUGGGGUGCAGCUACAACAUCCGAGCGGUAAUAUGCACACUGUACGAUGUGACCGAUGUGGAAAUUGGCUCGUUAUGGCUGCAACUUUUGUUUUUAUGCACGGUGCCGUGUUUUAUACCUCACAACAAUAACGGAGCUGGCCUGCCGAUGGCUAGGUCCAGAAUGAUGGCCACCCUCAAUUACGUGAUAGGCAGAAUGCAAAAAGAACUCUGGACUUCGGGUUGUCCAACAGGCAACCGGUUUGGCUGGUACGAAAACUGGUACGCGGAGCAGGCGGCUUUUAUGCCGAGCGGCAAACCUGAUUCUGACCGUAUCCAAAUAGCAGUGUUAAACAUCUGCCAAGAGCUGAAUGCACUAUUGAUCGCGAACAACGCGAAGAUCACGUACGGGACGCGGUACAAAGCGCUGAAGUCCAGACAGCUGUUUCUCAACAAUCUAGGCGUGAAUGUAAACAUCAUAUCCAUGCUGUUUAACUCAUACGGAGUAAAAGUCAUCUGGUACGACACGAUAGAAUUACUACAACAAGACUGGCUGUACGCACACUGGAAAUUGUACUCCCCAACGAACGGGUUGUUUAGCAUCAAGAAGUAUUACAGCGGGAUCUUUAGUCUGUUCAAAGGCAUCAUGUACCGGUUGACGUGGAAACAUUUAUUGUACGUCAAUGAGUUAACGGGUCAACGACAAGAAGAUUGCUUGCAAAAGUGGCACGACUUGCUAGUAGAAUUCCAGCAACUGUUACGCCUUCAAGACGAUCCAGACCUCGUGAAUUUACUAGUUGCCAUCGACCGCCUCGGCAGCAAGGAUGUAGCCGUAAACGACGUAAUUAACCAACUCCGGGAUAAUCUGAGCAUGGUUAACGCAUAUCUCCAAUGCAUAGCCACCAACCGGAUGACUCUGGAACCGGAAGAGUUCCCAUCGAGUGUGAAUCUGGGUACGCCCGACCUAGCAGCAAUCGACUGCAAUACCUUGAAAAACGCACAAGCUUUCUUCGUUGAUCUUAAGUACUUUUUCAAAAAGGUCGAUUUCGAUGUCAUCCGAUCGAUCGUGACGUACAUAGACGACGAGGAUACAUGGUAAACGUAGUGUGUAUUAUAUGAUAGAGUAUUAAUGUAAUUAUGUAUUUUAUUGUCAGGUAAUGUAUUAUUUUCAUGACCAAACUAAAGCAGUUUCUAAAUUUAAAUAGUAUUAACCAGCUAUGAAAAACCUGUUCAAAUUAAUUGUUAACCACUGACACC
Adelges cooleyi (spruce gall adelgid) is the source of this 1664-nucleotide messenger RNA. RefSeq lists its product as uncharacterized. The record is from RefSeq and is a predicted model, not a curated record. Lineage: Eukaryota; Metazoa; Arthropoda; Insecta; Hemiptera; Adelgidae. The coding region runs from base 172 to 1506 and encodes 444 amino acids. The transcript has 2 exons.